Messenger RNA from Gadus macrocephalus (Pacific cod), 5064 nucleotides. RefSeq names its product band 4.1-like protein 3. NCBI's taxonomy places the organism in Eukaryota, Metazoa, Chordata, Actinopteri, Gadiformes, Gadidae. Gene Ontology annotation, molecular function: structural molecule activity; actin binding. Gene Ontology annotation, biological process: cortical actin cytoskeleton organization. Gene Ontology annotation, cellular component: cytoskeleton; plasma membrane. The transcript has 25 exons. Bases 132 to 3962 code for a protein of 1276 amino acids. The record is from RefSeq and is a predicted model, not a curated record.
AAGUUGAACCUGAAUGUUCUGCUCCCGGCCUCCUCUCUCAGGAUUCACACGAAGAGGACCAGGCGUCCAACAGGUCUUCCACCAGCCACCUGUCCAGGUCUCCUCUCCGGGGGGCCAAGAAGCUGAAGAACAUGCAGUGCAAGGUCACCCUGUUGGAUGGCUCCGACUACAACAUCACUGUGGAGAAACGAGCCAAGGGACACAUCCUGUUAGAUAAAAUAUGCGACCACCUCAACCUACUGGAGAAGGACUACUUCGGCAUCACGUACAGAGAUGUCGAGAACCAGAAGAACUGGAUAGACCCCACCAAGGAGAUGAAGAAACAGAUCAGAACUGGACCCUGGAACUUUGCUUUUAACGUGAAGUUCUAUCCCCCCGACCCCGCCCUACUGUCCGAGGACAUCACACGCUACUUCCUGUGUCUGCAGCUGAGGGACGACGUGGUGUCCGGCCGGCUGCCAUGCUCCUUCGCCACCCACACCAUGCUGGGCUCCUUCACGGUGCAGUCGGAGCUCGGCGACUACGACCCCGAGGAGCAGGGCAGCGACUACAUCAGCGAGCUGCGCUUCGCCCCCAACCAGACCAAGGAGCUGGAGGAGAAGGUCAUGGAGAUGCACAAGAGCUACAAAGGUAUGACACCCGCAGAGGCUGAAAUCCGCUUCCUGGAAAACGCCAAGAAGCUGUCGAUGUAUGGCGUGGACCUCCACCAUGCCAAGUUGGUAGGGAGUCUCUCUGAGUGCUUGGCUGAAGCCGAGGCAGAGGACUCGGAGGGUGUGGAGAUCAUGCUGGGUGUGUGCGCCAGCGGCCUUCUCAUCUACCGCGACCGCCUCCGGAUCAACCGCUUUGCCUGGCCCAAGGUCCUCAAGAUCUCCUACAAGAGGAACAACUUCUACAUCAAAAUACGCCCGGGAGAGUUCGAGCAGUUUGAGAGCACAAUCGGCUUCAAGCUGCCCAACCACCGCGCAGCCAAGAGGCUGUGGAAGGUGUGCGUGGAGCAUCACACAUUCUUCAGGCUGGUGUCCCCCGAGGCCCCCCCCAAGAAGUUCCUGGGCCUGGGCUCCAAGUUCCGGUACAGCGGGCGCACCCAGGCCCAAACCCGACGGGCCAGCUCCCAGAUCAUCCGGCCCGCGCCCUUGUUUGAGCGCUCGGCCAGCAAGCGCUACAACAUGUCCCGCAGCCUGGAUGGAGCUCCCAUCAUGGAGAACCACGAGACCCUGAUGAAGGACCACACCGCCGACCGCGUGGCCAAGGCAGACAUCAUCACCACGGUAACGCCGGAGAAGAAGGCAGAGGAGGAGCGGGAAGAGCGAGAGGACGGCCAGGCCGACGCCACGGCGACGGCGGAGGCCACGCCCACCACUCCGCUGAGACACGACACAAAGCGCUGCGCGUACUCCUCCGACCCCCUGCGCUCGGAGCUCUCGCUGCCCUCCUCGCCCGUGUCCUCCGCCAAAGUGCGGCGGCGGCGGCGGCGGGAGACGCUGACCCGGCAGCGCGCCUCGUCCGUCAGCCCGGCGGGCGGCGCCGGGCGGCGGCGGCGGCAGGCCCGCGCCGACCGGGCGGCGGCCCUGCUGGAGGAGCAGGUGCUGCUGCUGUCGGCCCGCAAGCAGCGCCUGGGCGAGCUGGGCAAGGGGGCGGGGCGGCGCGGCGGCGGCGGCACGCUCUUCUCCUUCUCGCUGCACCUGCCCGACGUCAUGUCCUUCCUGGACGAGGACGGCUACAUCAGCUUCCCCGACCUGGCGGAGCUGCGCUUCCUGCCCGAGUGCGCGCACCACUUCCUGCCCAUCAAGUCGCCCUCGCUCAUCCCCUGCUUCCUCUUCAUCUUCUUCUUCCUGCUGUCCACGUCCUUCUCGGUGCCGUACGCCCUCACGCUCUCCUUCCCGCUGGCCCUGUGCCUCUGCUACCUGGAGCCCAAGGCGGCCUCGCUGACGGCCUCCAUAGCGCAGGGAUUCAAUGACAGCUCAGAGGAAGAGGAGGAGGAUGAGACCGACAGCGAGCAAACCGACUUUGCGUUUGACGGGGAGACGACUGCCACGGAGUCGGAGGCAGAGGAUGACUAUGAGAUGCGGACCCAGUAUAGCUUCAUAAGGCGCGUGAAGGGGGAAAACGUUUUUAUCAAGCACAGUAAUCUGAUGCUAGAGGACACAGACGCGUCGGCCGACCUCGGCAAGCACCAGAUCAACAUCAGCGAGCUGAAGCGCUCCUUCCUGGAGACGGGCGACGCCGGUAUGGCGGGCGCCGGAGCCACGGAGUGGGAGAAGCGGCUCUCCUCGUCCCCCGCCCGCUCGCUCCGGGCGGACGAGCCGCCCAUGAUCGAGCCCCUCCUCCUCCCCCAGGACACCAAUGGAGAGGAGCCGUCCGCAGACCAGACCAAGAUGGAGCCAGAGGCCAAAGAUGAGGCGGUGCGCUACUUGGUCAAACUGGUGGCGGACGGCUACGGCACGGACGGGGCCACGUCCUCGGGGCCCCACGGCAUGAGCCUGUCCACCACCAUGGACGACGACGUGUUCACCGACGCCACCACCCUGCGGGGGGAGGAGGAGGAGGAGGAGGAGGAGGGCGCACACAAGACCACGCCCGACUCCCAGGGCGAGGCGUCGGAGCGGUCGGUGGUGAAGGUCAGCCCCGGCACCGUGCGGCAGGAGGUGUCCCAGGCCAUCAUCGACAAGAAGGGCACCCUCAUCAUCCUCAGGGAGGCCGAGGACGACAAGAUGGCCGCCGCCGAGAAGAUGGCCGCCGCCGAGAAGAUGGCCGCCGGCGACAUCACCAAGGCGGCCGAGCCUCCGGCCGGGGAAACGGAAGACGUUGCCGAAAACGAGGUCCCCUCGGCCUCCGACGAGGAAGACGGCGGCGUUCCCGCCACGGAGAAGGAGGAGGCGUACGCCGGCCGGGGCGUGAUCCUGGGCCCGGGCGACGCCCCCGCCCUGAAGAUUGAGAGCCGGCGCAUCGAGGUGACGCAGCUCAAGGGGGUGUCCUCGCCCACCCGGGCCAAGGCCUCCUGGGUGUCCGAGGUGGUGAAGACGGUGGAGAGGUCAGAGUUCACCAGCAUGUCGGCGAAGGAAGGCGAGCAGUGGGCGGAGUUCAAGGCUGGCGCGCCAAAGGACGUCUUCCUGUUCCAGAGCGCCCAGGAGGUCAAGCCCGGAGGCGGCCUCGCCACCGCACUGUCCGCAGUCAACGAGCUGUCCGCUGUCACCGCCGCUCUGUCCACCGUCACAGAGCCGUCAAAGGCCCCCGAGCUGUCAAAGGUCACCGAGAUGACCCCAGUCACCGAGCUGACAAAGGUCACCGAGAUGACCGCAGUCACAGAGCUGUCAAAGGUCACCGAGGUCACCGAGCUGUCAAAGGUCAUGGAGCUGUCAAAGGUCACCGAGAUGGCCGAGGUCACCAAGCGAUCCGAAGUCACCGAGCUGACCACGGUCACCACCGAGCUGUCGGCCACCGGCCUAGACGUGUCCACCCUGGGAUGGACCUCCUCCUCCCCGAGCCCCGUCCUCCUCAAGGUGUCCGAAGAGCCCAAGCCGGAGGAGAACGGUGACGCCGCCGCGGCGACGGACGCCACGCCGGCUGAUUCAACGAGUUCGGAGUCGGCCACGCUACAGGAGGAGCCGGCCCCCAAGGACUCCCCGGUGGUCCACACGGAAACCAAGACCACCACCUACGAGUCCGCCGAGGGAGACACCAACGGUGACGUGGACCCUGGAGUGUUGCUGAGCGCCCAGACCAUCACCUCAGAGACCAGCAGCACCACGACAACCACACACAUCACUAAGAUGGUGAAGGGUGGCAUCUCGGAGACGAGGAUCGAGAAGCGGAUCGUCAUCACGGGGGACACGGACAUCGACCACGACGAGGCUCUGGCUCAGGCCAUUAAGGAGGCUAAAGAGCAGCACCCCGACAUGUCAGUGACCAAAGUAGUGGUCCAUAAAGAGACCGAGAUCACCCCAGACGAGGGCGAGGACUGACCCAGGAAUAAGGAUGUUUUCCCACGAGGACUCCAUCCCCCAUCAGCCACCACGGGUUCCGUAUAUGUAAGGAGGGAACACUAAAGGAACUGAUGGCUCCUGCUCUCCAGCGACUGCGGCUUGCCUCCAUUUCUGUCCAUCUCUAAAUGGUGCAUUUGUGCAUGAGAAGGGUGCAACGUUGCAGUAUCAAAAAUAAACAGCAAGACGAUACGACACUAUAUAACAAAUCUCUUGUUGACUCGCAGAAUACUUAUUCUUGUGCAGGGAAGCCAAAAGGUGACCCCUCCCCCCCCCCCCCCCCCCCCUCUCUCUUUACUGCCUUUAUGAAAUUGAUGCAUUUUUUAUGAUUAAGAUGAAGAAUAAUAAUUGCAGCAGUUUUAUUUAUGAAAUGAAGCCAAAAUCCACUCCGGAAAGCUUCCCAGUGCUUUGUAUGGGCUGUGUAUGUAGAGGACACCCCUAUGUAGCCUAGCGGUAGGUAGACGUGCCAACCUCAUCUUCAGCAAGCAUCUCACCACUCAACUCCACACCAAGGUAUACCACUGCAGUCCUGUAUGACCACCCCUGUACUUAUACUGUACAUAGGCCUCAAGAAGCUUUCUUAUUAAAAAAACACACACACCAAACAACAAAGCAUAUAUCUUCCGCCAAUGAUGUUUGUCAUGUGCACUUGAAUUCUGUUUUUAUUGUUGAUCAUCUCAGUAUUUUUGAUUUAUUUCACACAAACAUCUCUCAUGGAGCUUAAGCAGAGGCUAAUUUCUUCGUCAAACUCCAAAGAAAUCCCCUGUCUGCGCUGGAUUGUUUUUGAUUUUUGUGCCAGUACAAGCCUUGAAUGUUUUUUAGGAUUUGAUUUUUCUUCUUUAUUUUUUAUAUGGCUGAACAUGUUCACGUCUUUGAUCGCCGCCGACAUUUGAUGCUGAAGCAAGCGUAUUCUGUCUACCCCCCCCCCCUGAAUGUGUAAGCUAUAUGCCUCUCAACUAUUCCAUCUAUUUAAAAUAACACGUGUCGUUCAUGUACAGCCAUGCCUUCUCAAUGGUGAAAUAUAGGUGUGUUCAUUAUAAUUUGUCAUUUUCUUUUGAAAUAAAAUAUUUACUACAUUAUUGAA